Dacryopinax primogenitus is the source of this 861-nucleotide messenger RNA. RefSeq lists its product as uncharacterized. The transcript is spliced from 2 exons. Bases 1 to 861 code for a protein of 286 amino acids. The record is from RefSeq and is a predicted model, not a curated record. NCBI's taxonomy places the organism in Eukaryota, Fungi, Basidiomycota, Dacrymycetes, Dacrymycetales, Dacrymycetaceae.
AUGUCCUCACCAAAAAGACGCCAGCCUCCUCCAAUGCAACUCCAACUCCAACCCGACGUCCCCUCCUCUCCCUCAUCCCCAUCUCGCACUCCAGUACCGUACACACCACCUCGACCAGGUCAGAAACCUCUUCUCCUAGCAGAGAAACAUCUCCAACGACCGAAAACAAGACGCUGGGUACCAGCAACUCCCUGGACGCCUAGCACGCCUUCGACCAGCGAGCUCACCACUCCCCCUCUGACGCUGGACAGUCCAUACGGACACGACUACGGGCACGCGCAACAGCCAGCGUACGGUCAAGCCACGUACCCUUUACUGCCAUCGCCUGUCAUCUGUUCACCAGAGAGGACAGAGAGGAGGAUAUCAGAGGAAGACGACCUUCCACCUCUCUCUCACUUGCACACGCACGCGCACUCCAAGGCUCCCUCCUCACCCUCCUCAUCCUGUUCCUCUCGCUCGUCGUCCCCACCCAAUACUCCCAGCUCCGGACGCUCCACCCCAACAUCCGUCUCGACAAAGGAGACUUCCUCGCCUUUUGAGCUCACGCCUAUCCCGCGCUCGCCUAGCUAUCUCGCGUUUGUGCAGCACCAGACUCCCUCUCGCCGCCCAACAGGGGAGUACAUCACCCCUCCCUCCGUCUCCCUGCUGCGCCCAACAACCUUCUGGAAAAACGCCUACCGCACCGCCCUCGGCCUACCCUCCGACGCCCCCUCCUCCCAGCUCGUCCGUUCCUCGAGCUUCAUCGUCGCCGGCCGGCAGCUGGACGACCUCAGCACGCGGGAAGACCUGGGCGUGCUCUGUGUUACCCCCAGGAGGGAGUUUGACAGGGAAGUGGUGUUGUUGCCUCAAGGGGGAUACUGA